CUAUGGUUCUACCGCCCUAUCUCGUGUAGCUGCGCCCACCCCAUCAUUCAAGCAACCAAACAAACAUGUAAACCUUCAUAACGGAGUGAGUCUUGAACUUGAAAACAACGUGUUUAUAAGCUAUUGUACUUUUAUUAUCUAGUUGCUCGCUCCAAUGGUUACUUCGUUAAUGGACUUUAUUUACUUUUCCGAAAUACGUGCAUUUGUCGCAGUUUAGCCAAGAAUUAUGGACUUUAACGCUCACGGAGCAGAGCUGACGUGUUCGGUUAACAGAGGAUAAAUCGACAUCCGAAACGAUAUUGUUAUGAGGGACCGACUGGCUGAUUUGAAUGCGGGUAGGCAGAGUGUCAGUGAUGAUGGGGUUGUCACUGUGUCCAUGGAGAGAGAUGGCUUCAUGCAGGACUUUUUCAGAAAGGUGGAGGAGGUCAGAUGUGUCAUUAAAAAGAUCUCCUUUCUGGUCACUGAGGUUAAGAAGAAACAUAGUUUGAUUCUUUCUGCCCCCAAUCCUGAUAACAAAACAAAAGAAGAGCUGGAACAACUCACAGUGGAAAUUAAGAAAAAUGCCAAUAUCGUUCGAAACAGCCUUAAAUCCAUGCAGCAGAGUCUUCCUCCAGAGGAGCAGAUGAGCCAAGCAUCAGUAGAUGUACGCAUCCAGAAAACUCAGUACACUAACUUGUCUCGUGAGUUUGUGGAGGUGAUGACGCAGUACAAUGAAACCCAAGUGUCCUUUAGAGAGAAGAGCAAAAGCAGGAUUCAGAGACAGCUGGAGAUCACUGGAAAAGUCACAACUAAUGAGGAAUUGGAAGAAAUGCUGGAGAAUGGAAACGCAUCUGUUUUCACUUCUGAUAUCAUCUCAGACUCCCAGAUAACCCGCCAGGCCCUCAAUGAGAUCGAGUCUAGACACAAAGACAUCUUACGUCUGGAGUCCAGCAUUAAAGAGCUGCAUGACAUGUUUGUGGACAUGGCAAUGCUCGUGGAGACACAGGGUGAGAUGAUUGACAACAUUGAAAAAAAUGUAAACAAUGCAGUAGAAUAUGUCGGUCAAGCUAAAGUGGAGACCAAAAAAGCUGUGAGAUACCAAACACGGGCCCGCAGGAAAACAGUUUAUGUUGCCAUUUGUGGAGCUGCGUGCGUAAUUCUUCUUCUUCUCAUCAUCAUCGUUGGAGUUUACAGCGAAUAGUCACCUGUAGCGAAGCGCUGGUUGGGUUUUUUUCUCUUAACAUGACUGCCUUUGAGAAACUAAGCUGUAUGUCAUUUGAAAUGUUUCAAUGAUUGUAUAUAGCUAAACACUAAAACCUCAAAAUUUCCUCUUGAAUAUGUAUUUUAUUUUGCACCUAUGAAUUGUGUAAACGCCAGCACUGAUUUCUGCUCUUUUUAUGAUUUGAAAUCUGUGCCACUUUACAAUAACAACCAGAGGUCAUUUUCCUGCUCUUUUAUUUAUUUAAUACUGCUAUUCAAACUUUGCACAGUUUGUAAUGUUUUUGAUAUCUGUUACUUCAAAAAUAGUUAUUUGUGCCUUGGGAGGUCUGACUGAGAAAUGUGGAGAUAAAUUCAGUCCAGCAAAGUGCACUUAAUAAGAUUUUACUGAGCAAGGGGUUGUACUCAGUAUUGAUGAGUUCAACACAGUUUGUUGUUUCACUGGUUUGAACAUGAUGGAUCCACACAAUAUGAUGUUAGAUCUAUGAACAAUGUUACAAAACAUAUUUUAAUCACUUAAUAUUGUUCCUUUAUGUGUCUUAUGUGACCAUCAGAAAGGUAACCAUGGAGUUAUAGUCAAAUAUUCACAUGGUGUAUUGUAAAAUAAAUAUAACUUGCUCACUGUUUAAA
This is a messenger RNA of Misgurnus anguillicaudatus (oriental weatherfish), 1827 nucleotides long. It is a transcript of the gene stx2b, whose product is annotated as syntaxin 2b. The record is from RefSeq and is a predicted model, not a curated record. Gene Ontology annotation, molecular function: SNARE binding; SNAP receptor activity. Gene Ontology annotation, cellular component: endomembrane system; plasma membrane; synaptic vesicle. Gene Ontology annotation, biological process: intracellular protein transport; exocytosis; synaptic vesicle fusion to presynaptic active zone membrane. NCBI's taxonomy places the organism in Eukaryota, Metazoa, Chordata, Actinopteri, Cypriniformes, Cobitidae.